AUGGCCGAUUUUGUAGGUAAGAAACCUUAUGCUUUUCGCGCACAGUGCAUUUUUAUUUUAUUUCUUCUCUAACGCACCGUGCAUCCUGCUGUUUUUUGCACAGUGCAAAUCACUUUUUUUAGCUUGCACAGUGCGAAAACAGCGAAAUGCACGGUUCGUGCGCGACAGAAAGCGAAAGUUCGAAAUGAAAAAAUGGACCUGAGCAUUUGUCCGCGGUCCGCACCGUGCACAAAAAUUCGCAAGUUUUUGCACUGUGCGCUCACCUUUUUUUUUGGUUUUGCACUGUGCAUUUGAAAUAUCGCUGCGACGUAAGCUUUUCUCAACUGCGCCGCUGCGGUUUUGCUCAAAAAUGUGCACAGUGCAACCGGCUUUUUUGUUCGCAAAAGAUCCACAGUGCAUUGGCGACAAAAGUUCAAGAUGCACCGUGCGAAAGCGAAAAAAUGCCUAUUUUUUGCCGUUUCGCACGGUGCAAACUUGAAAAAGCGGUUUGCACUGUGCGAAAAGUUCAGCAAAACCGCGGCGGCGCAGUUCAAAAAAGCUUACGUCGCCACGAUAUUUUCAUGCACUGUGCAAAGUGAAAAUGCAAAGACUUUUUCUUGCGCACCGUGCAUUUGACAUUUUGCACCGUGCACAUUGCGCGACAAAAAGGAUUUCCAUCAAUGUCGCUGCGAUGAAGCGAUUUUGCGAGCUGAGUGAAAAUGCACAGUGCAAAAUGUUCGAAAAGUCCGCACCGUGCGAAAAAAGGCUCUCAUUUUCCAGAUCAAGCGCUCUUUAUCCUCACCGAAGUCGCGAAUAUUUUGCUGUUCGUCGGCCGAAUCCUGGUUUUGACCGUGAUUGGAAGUGUCAAGGCGCUCUUGCCGGUCGGUGUGUUGCCAAGAAAGUCGGUGCGGGACAAGAAUGUCUUGAUCACCGGCGCGGGCAGUGGAAUGGGCCGGGAGUUGGCAGUUCGGGUAAGGUUUUAGUCUGUCGGGAAAAUAAUGAGCACUCUGUCGCAUCCAAAAUCGCGUCGCCGCCGAAAAAAUUGAGAAAAUGAAUUGUGUCGCAGAGCAAAUCAAAUUCUUUUCAUUUCGCUUCAGCGCUGCGAUAGUCCUCAUUAUUUUCCCGACAGACUAUAAAUCCGAUGGUCACAGAAAAAAAGCAAAAAAUGGGGCUACUUUUUAAGCCUAACAAAUUCAAAAAAUUGCAUUUUUGCGUUACUCUCUGUAUGAUAAAAUUGUAAAAUUCGGAACUGUGACGAUUGGGGAAACCGAAGUGUUAUUUUUGUUCUUCAAGUGCCGAAAUUAGGAUAAUCGAGGUUGCCGAUUUUGAAAAUGACAUUCAUUUUUUUGAUCUUUACUUUUUUCCUUACGUAGUACUGUGAAGUAGUAAUUUUUGAAAUUUUUUCAUAUAUACUCGAUUUGGGGGGGUUCGAGCUUGCUGAUGUCGAAAAUCAUAUUCAUUUUUUCUGAUUUGAAAGCACCAUGGAAAACCUCCAAAUCGAGUAUUUUUGAAAAAAAUUCAAAAAAUUACUAUGUUACAGUACUACGUAAGGAAAAAGUUACUUUCAAAAAAACGAAUUUCAUUUUCGAAAUCAGCACCUUCGAUUAUCCUAAUUUCGACACUUGCAUCGAAGAAAAAUAAUAUUUAGUUUUCGGUUUCCCCAAUUGUUCUUGUUCCGGAUUCUAUAAUACAAUUUUAUUUUACAGAGUAAUGCAAAACAUGCAAUUUUUUGAAUUUGUUAGGCUUAAAAAUUAGUCCCUUUUUUUGCUUUUUUCUGCAACCAUCGGAUUUAUUGUCUGCGGGAAAAUAAUGAGGACUGUCGUAGCGCCGAUCGCAUCGCUGAAAAUAAAAGAAUUUGAUUUUCAGCGACAAUUCAGAUUUUUCAGAACAAUUCAGUUUCUCGGCGGCGAUGCGAUUUUCGCUGCGGCAGAGUGCUCAUUAUUUUCCCGACAGACUAAUAUUUCCAACCUUCAGUUCGGCAACCUUGGAGCCCGAAUUGUUUUAUGGGACGUAAACGCCUCCGGAAAUGCGGAGACAAAAAAAAUUUUGGAGAAAAAUGGCGUCAAAGCCUUCGAUUACACGGUGAACUUGUGCAACGUCGACGAAAUCAACGAAACCGCGAAGAAAGUGCUGAACGAGGUUGGCGACGUCGACAUUGUCAUUAACUGCGCCGGAAUCGUGACGGGAAAACGGUUCCUGGACUGUCCGGACGCUGCGAUCAAGCGAACAAUUGAUGUGAAUACGAAUGCGGUCAUGUUUGUAGGUUCAUUGCAAGCAGUAUUUUAUAUUAGCAGUUAUUUUCAUAAAGUGCAUCGACAUUUUUUCAUUUUUGGCGCAAAAAAAUGGCACAGCGCAUUUUGAACUUUUUCCCACGCUUGUCGCUAAUGCACAGUGCAGUUUGAACUCUUUCCCACGCUUGUCGCCAACGCACAGUGCAUUUUGAACUCUUUCCCACGCUUGUCGCUAACGCACAGUGCAUUUUGGACUCUUUCCCACGCUUGUCGCCAACGCACAGUGCAUUUUGAACUUUUUCCCGCCCUUUUCGCUAACGCACAGUGCAUUUCCCCCUUUUCGCACCGUGCAAACCUCAAAAAAGCCGUUUGCGCUGUGCAAAUUCCCGGCGCCGACACGCGACAUCGUUGAAACUUGCUCAUGUCGCAGCGAUUUUUCAAAUGCACAGUGCGAAAACAAACAUUUGAAAUGCACGGUGCAAAAUGCGCGGGUUUUUGUGCACAGUGCAAAUGGGUUUUCCGAAUCGGUUUUUCGCACUGUGCGUUGAAAUAUCGCUGCGCCAAAGCAAUGUUUCAACCACGUCGCAGGGAUUUGCACAGUGCAAACGACUGUGUUGAGGUUUGCACGGUGCGAAAAGAAAAAAAAACGCACUGUGCAUUGGCGACAAGGACGGGAAAGAGAGUGCAAAAUGCACUGGGCGAGAGCGAAAAAAUGUCCAUGCACUUUAUGAAAAUACUAGUAUCAGUAUGUCGGGAAAAUAGUGAGCACUUCGUCGCUGCGCCAAUCGUGUCGCUGAAAAGUUUGGUUUUCUCCGCGGCACAAUUCAUAUUCACCUCAGCGAUGCGAUUUUCAAUGCGACAGAGUGCUCGUUAUUUUCCCGACAAACUGAUAGUAUAACACAUAUCUUAUCUUCAGGUUACCAAAGCAUUCCUUCCACGCAUGCUGUCCAGAAACGUGGGCCACAUUGUGACGUUGGCCUCGAUUGCUGGCCAUCUCGGCGUCGUUGGGCUGGUCGACUACUGCGCCAGUAAAUACGGCGCGGUCGGGUUUAUGGAGGCGUUGCAUCGGGAGUUGUACGCACUCAGAGCGGAUGUGAAAACGACGACGAUUGGCCCGUAUUUUGUGAACACGGGCAUGUUCGAUGGAGUCAGGGAGUCAAAGUAAACUUUUUUACUACGCUUUUUCCGUUUUUUACUACGUUUUUUCCAUUCUUUACUACGCUUUUUCCAAAAGAUAUUCAGUCGCGGCGCACAGUCCACAUUUUGCCUUUUUUCGCACGGUGCGGGCUUUUCGCACUUUUUGCACUGUGCAUUUUCAUUCGCGACAGCGCUGAAAAGGGCCUUUGUCGCGCGAUUUUUCGGUGGCACCGUGCAAAAUCCAAAAUGCACGGUGCAAAAUGCGGAGUUUUUGCAUGAUGCGGCAUCGCGAUAAAAUGGUCCGCACUUUCGAAAAUAGCUUGUUUCCUGGAUAAUCCUCGAGCGACAAGCCAUAAAAAAAGUUUUUUCGAGGUGCUUUGCGACACAAAAAAGUUUGUUGUUGUUAUCAGAAAUGAAGCAACGACCAAGGAUUGAUAAAAACUUUGUUUUGAGUUUCGGGAUGGCCGUAAUACUACUAGUCCGUUCGUAAAGUCGCUGGAAUGAUUUCGGCGACGCGCACUGUGCACGAAAACUCAGGGUGCGGGCGACAGCCCAAAAAAGCCUAUUGCACUGUGCAAAAAGCCAAAAAUUGCACAGUGCAAACUGAACUUUCGGUUUCGCGGGGUAAAUGUCGCCGAAAACAUUCCAGCGACUUUACGAACGGACUAGUAGCAGGGGCGUAGCUGAUUAAAAAUUCUGGUGGCCCGAUUUGUGAAGAAAACAUUUCUACCAAACAUUUUGCGUCUAUGAAAUAUCAAAAAAUGUGGUAAAAUGCCUCCAUCUCCAAGUGAAAAAAACUCCGAUUUCAAAAGCGCGUCCGUUUGUGAGGAAAAGGGCGUCCUUCAAAACGCAGUUUUUUUAGUUGGAGAGGGAGGCAUUUUGCCACAUUUUUUGCCACUUCCCGGCAAAAUGGUACAUUUUUUUUUGCCACGACGCCCCUUAAUGCAAAAAUUAGUGUGGGGCCAUCUCGGGCUAAAAAUUAUUCAUUUUCUCAUCAGCGAUGCGAUUUUCGACGCGACAUAGUUCUCAUUAUUUUCCCGGCAGACUGGAAGUAUCACUGAAUUCCCCUGUCAAACAAGCGUUUGCUAAUUUAUCAUUUUCAGAAUCCCCUUUCUACUGCCGUUCCUCGAAACCGACUAUGUCGUUGACCGCAUCGUUGACGCCACUUUGACUGACACUGUGACAGUUUUAAUCCCAAAAAUUUUGUAUUUCAUAAAAGCUCUGGGCGCCAUCUUUCCGCAGUCCGUUACUGAUUACAUUAUGGACGAACUGGAUGUUGACAAAUUUAUGGACACCUUCAAAGGCAGGAAUUAA
Molecule: messenger RNA, 4661 nt
Organism: Bursaphelenchus xylophilus (pine wood nematode)
Lineage: Eukaryota; Metazoa; Nematoda; Chromadorea; Rhabditida; Aphelenchoididae
Source: the annotation of a GenBank genome assembly